CUGUCAAAAUCCAGUUUGUUAUAUUACCGGUGACGAAUACACAAGUUGAUUUACCUCGAGGAAGUAUUAAUUGCUCUCGGUGUAGUGUGUGUACAAAAUCUGUUCAUUUUGUGUUUUGUGAGUAAGUCAGCACUAUUGUGUGGAAGUUAGGGACAGGAAGUAUAAGGUUGUAGUACAUAUUAGUAAGGCGUGGGAAGGCUGUACAAACUAACGUAGAUUUUUGUUGUCAAUAGUUGAAUAACAGAGAUGGCAACUAAAGUAGCCCCAGAACUGCUGAAAGAUGUAUGUGCUGAACACAACUUGACCCACGUCAAAACUGAAGAAAAGAACCCCCUCCCCUCGGCAGAAGACGUGCAGCAGGAGAGGCAUCACCUAGAACUCUUACAGAACGUGGAAGCCUUCAAUGCUGGGCAGCUACAGCAUACUCGAACCAAGGAGCGGGUCAUGCUCCCCGACUCCAGCAUGUUACUGGAGGAAAAAAACCGAGAGCGUCAUUUAAACAGCAUUAGUGAGUUUCUCCGCACUGAACUACGGCCCACAGAACCUCUGGAGAAAGUGGUCCUUCCCGACAUCAUUACCAUCGCCCAGGAGAAAACAGAGGAGGAACUGAAGAGUGGGAUAGAGCAGUUUGACAAGGAUCAGCUUAGGCACCAGAGGACUGAGGAAAAGAACCCCCUCCCUGACAAAGACGACAUUGUCAAGGAAAAACAGGAACAAGAGGUUAAAAAAGAAAUAGUGAGCUUUCCCAGGUCCAAGUUACGACGGGCAAACACAGAGGAGAAAAUCUCUCUCCCCAGUUCAGAAGCCAUCCAACAGGAGAAGAGGGAGGUGAACAUUAGGAAAUCUCUGACAGAGUUUGAGAAAGGCAACCUGAAGCAUGUGAAAACGGAGGAGAAAAACCCCCUCCCUGAUGCCACAGUUAUUGGACUAGAAAAGAAGGAAAAAGAGUUUCGCUUGUCAAUACAUGAGUUUGACAAAGCACAACUUGCUCCUAUUGAAACUCAGGAAAAAAACCCAUUGCCACCACAAGAAGUUAUUGGUCAGGAAAAGAAAGAAGUUGAAUUACGAUCAGAAAUUUCAGACUUUGACAAAUCCAAACUCUCACACGCCAACACACAAGAGAAAAACCCUCUUCCCCCUGCUGAAGCUAUUCAAAUGGAGAAAAAAAUAGAACAACAUAUAAAAGGCAUUGAAAAUUUCAAGAAAGAUGACCUGAAACAUGCAGAGACCCAAAUCAGAGAAAGACUGCCGUCUAAAGAGGAUAUUGCCCUGGAGAAGGCCUCUGGUGACAAGUAGACAGGGGAACACCACCAUGGGCUACACUGUAUAGAACAGCAGCCGCCUGUAGCUUAUGUAUUUAGUGAUCACAAGACCAACUGUUUACAAAUCGGUGAAUAAACGAUGAAUGCAUGAUGUAGGUUUUUAAAAAAAAUUGUGUCCAGUUAAAACUGUUGCAGAUGUUAAUACUGUAAAAUGAUAUUGACAUGUACUUUUUUUUCUUUAUUAAUACUUAAAUAAUGAUUUUUUUCACCAUAAUUUCUGUAUUACUCAUCCUAUGCUUAUAUGUAUGUUUUGGUGUUCGCUUCAAAACUCUCAAACUUGUCUUAAAAUGAAACAAGAAAGGUAACUCUAUAAUGCUGUCGGACUGACAAUUCAAGAAUCUCUGACUCAUAAACAAAACAUAUUUGUGCUGACAAAGCCAUUUUACUGGAUUGACCUUGGCUCUAGAAAACAUGUUAUUGUUUCAUAGCUAUUCAAGUGCAAAUUUACAGUUGUGUGCAAUUAAUUUUUUUUGGGGGGAAAAAAUACCAUUUCAUGUCCGCAAUUUGUGCAAUGUCAUAAUUCUGUACUUCAGAUCAUAUGUACUUUAGAAUGUAGUUUAGAACGCUGUCUUUUAGUAGAAACCCAGUACAUGUAGUGCUCUUCACUUAAUAUCCUUGUUAAUCUUGUGUCUUCCAUGUUUUGACCAGUAGACCAGUCUUCGCAUUAGAUUCAUCUAGUCAGGAUACAGCUGCAAUAUACUAGACAAGGGAUAACCUCGUGUGGUGUAAUACUAACACACGUUGACAGUUGUUUGGUUAUAUUUUUUGUUGGAGUUAAUUGUUUACAUUUUUUAGUUCUUUUUUAUUUUUUCAGUGUAGUUACAUGAACUUGAUAAUUUUGUUUUCUUAUUUUGGUUGUUGUUGUUGUUAAAGUACAUUAAGAUAAAUAUUGAGCUCAAAAUCGACAGUCAAGCAUAGGGGUCAGUGAGUGUCCUGACCACUCUCUCUCACCUCUCUGUAUUUCUCGUUUCUCUGUAGCCUUGUACUUCGCUAUAUUCAUUGUAUCUGCUAUCUCACAUUACACGCUAGGACAAACUUGUUACCACAAGAAAUGUCAAAGCAUAUUAUAUAUUUUUGCUAAUAAAUACAUAAGUAUUUUCCAA
Molecule: messenger RNA, 2425 nt
Organism: Magallana angulata
Lineage: Eukaryota; Metazoa; Mollusca; Bivalvia; Ostreida; Ostreidae
Product: microtubule-associated protein 1B-like
Exons: 10
Coding region: 247-1296 (349 amino acids)
Biological process (GO): actin filament organization
Cellular component (GO): cytosol
Molecular function (GO): actin monomer binding
Source: RefSeq, a predicted model, not a curated record